AUGUUCAACAAAACAGCCACGCCUUUCUUGAGCCUUGACUUCUCAGCGAGGAUGCAGGAAUCAGGUCACUAUCGUGUCCCCGAGCCGCCAGCCAAUGCUUGCGAGGAACAGCUGAGCUACUACUCUACAGGCACUGAUUGGCAGUGCGAUGAGAGUCGCUUCUACACGCCGCGGCCUGCUGUCUCCAUCCCCAGCCGCGAAUUGGAGCAGCGAGAUGCGCCACUGACCAAAGAUCCACUGAAUCCACAGAACACUGCGCCUCUGAUUUGGUACUUGCAGCACUGCUGGCUUCUCACCUGGGCGGCUUACUUGCCGGACCGUGGCAGCCUUGGAAGUUUGAGAGUCAGCAGAAGAAGUGGCUACUCAACAUGGACCUUUGCUGCGCCCUUGGACCCGAUCAAUGCUGGUUAA
Molecule: messenger RNA, 411 nt
Organism: Cladocopium goreaui
Lineage: Eukaryota; Dinophyceae; Suessiales; Symbiodiniaceae
Source: the annotation of a GenBank genome assembly